AUGCGUUUGAGCGCACUGAUUGCCCUUUGGUCGUCCCUAAGUCUGGCCGAUGGCUGGUGGUGCACCACGCUGAGCCGUACCAAUGGACUCUGCGUUCCGUUGGCCGGCUGCUCACGGUGGAAGCAAAUCUCGGACAAAAACUACAUCAGUCGGGAGGAAACGAAUCUACUGCGGAGUGCAUCCCGUGCCUGCUCGACCGCUGGCCAUUUCUGCUGCGCGCUAACAGAUCUUCUGCAGACGACGCCAAAUAAGCAGAGCUCAGUUCAAUUAACAACGACCACCAUCAGAUCCACCACGAGACCGGAAGCAGAAACCUUCGCUCCAGUGGCCGUCGAUCGGACGGUACCGCACGGAGAGUGUUUUCAGGAUUGGCUACCAGAAGACGCUAGGCACGGUGGACGAUACGCAGAGAACGCUGCCUUCGGGGUGUUCGUGGCCGGAACCACCGCCCAAGGUAAACGGGGCCGGUGCGUCGGAAGCCUCAUCACUCCCGAGUACGUCCUCACGGCGGCUCACUGUGCGAAGGAGCUUGAGAACCUUGUACUGUACGUGAACGCACACAAUCUAUCGGACGACGGACAGCAGUUUCGGGGAAACGUGCGGCCAUCGUUCGUGGAGGAGACCAUCAUCCACGAGAACUACACGAAGACUAGCGCGGGGUAUGACAUCGCGUUGCUCCGGUUGAACGGCAGCAUUCCGAUGGGCGCACCGGACUCACCGUGGCCGAUUUGUAUCCCACUGGCACAGGAAGAGGUUGCCUCCGUCGGGCACACGUUGCGCUCCUUCGGGUGGGGCCUGAAUGCGGAAGGUCAGCCCAGUGACACCAAGCAGUGGGUAACGGUGGAGCGAAUUUCGCUGAAGCAGUGCCGGGACAUCCUUACAGGGACCAGCCUUGCCGGCCCGCAGCUCGACGAGCGGAGCAUCUGCACGGUCAGCAUCACCGGGCACGACGUGUUCGCGGGUUACUCCGGCGGGCCGCUGAUGUACCGCAAGCGGGGCGUCUGGUUCGUGGUGGGACUGGUCAGCUUCGGCGUCGGACGGACCAACAACCUGUACCCGGUCGUUUCGACCAACGUCCAGCAGUACGGCGAGUGGAUACUGGACAAGAUACGAUCUAGGAGCGGUCCCGGUAGAGUGGCCGCCAGUGGGCAGUGGUGGAAAUAA
This is a messenger RNA of Anopheles cruzii, 1164 nucleotides long. Its product is annotated as CLIP domain-containing serine protease B15-like. The record is from RefSeq and is a predicted model, not a curated record. Gene Ontology annotation, molecular function: serine-type endopeptidase activity. Gene Ontology annotation, biological process: proteolysis. The transcript has 4 exons. Lineage: Eukaryota; Metazoa; Arthropoda; Insecta; Diptera; Culicidae. The coding region runs from base 1 to 1164 and encodes 387 amino acids.